Molecule: messenger RNA, 1279 nt
Organism: Pseudoliparis swirei
Lineage: Eukaryota; Metazoa; Chordata; Actinopteri; Perciformes; Liparidae
Gene: cacng3b
Product: calcium channel, voltage-dependent, gamma subunit 3b
Exons: 4
Coding region: 320-1279 (319 amino acids)
Biological process (GO): positive regulation of synaptic transmission, glutamatergic; regulation of AMPA receptor activity; transmission of nerve impulse
Cellular component (GO): AMPA glutamate receptor complex; postsynaptic density membrane
Molecular function (GO): voltage-gated calcium channel activity; channel regulator activity
Source: RefSeq, a predicted model, not a curated record
GCGCGCGGGCGGGCGCUUGUGUGCGUGAGGGUGGUGGUGAUGGUGGUGGUGGUGGUAAAAACCGGUUUUUGAUGCGCGAGAAAGUGACGUGCCGCCCCCCCCACCUUCCCGCCCUUUGCCACGAGCCUCCUGUCGACCCAGAGGCAGCAAAGUAGCCCCAUAAAAACAUCCAAAUCUCUAUUAUUAGUAUUUUUUCCAUUUUUUUCUUGGAGUCUCUGUUGAACCGAGGCUCCAAAAUCUCGCGGGAUAUACGAGAGACGCGUAAAAAGGCCGGCGCACAUCUUAACCGAGGCUUGAGGACUGAACCGGAGCCGCCUAUAUGAAGAUGCUGAUGUGUGACCGCGGCGUCCAGAUGCUCGUGACGACGGUGGGCGCGUUCGCCGCCUUCAGCCUCAUGACCAUCGCCGUGGGCACCGACUACUGGCUGUACUCGCGCGGCGUCUGCCGCACGAAGAACAGCGGCGACAACGACACGAGCCGCAAGAACGAGGAGGUGAUGACGCACUCCGGCCUCUGGCGGACCUGCUGUCUGGAAGGAACGUUCAGAGGCGUGUGCAAGAAGAUCGAUCACUUCCCGGAGGACGCGGACUACGAGGCGGACGCUGCUGAAUACCUCCUACGUGCUGUGCGUGCCUCCAGCAUCUUCCCCAUCAUGAGCGUGGGGCUGCUCUUCCUGGGGGGGCUCUGUGUGGCCGCCAGUGAGUUCUACCGGAGCCGACACAACGUGAUCCUCAGCGCCGGAAUCUUCUUCGUCUCUGCGGGUCUCAGUAACAUCAUCGGAAUCAUCGUCUACAUCUCGGCCAACUCGGGCGACCCGGGUCAGAGCGACAGCAAGAAGUCCUACUCCUACGGCUGGUCCUUCUACUUCGGCGCCCUCUCCUUCAUCAUGGCGGAGAUGGUGGGCGUGCUGGCCGUGCACAUGUUCAUCGAGAAGCACCGCAAGCAGCGGGCCAAGUCCCGCACCGAGCUCAUCAAGAAGUCCGCCUUCGGCCGCAUCCCGUCCUACCGCUACCGCUUCCGGCGCCGCUCCAGCGUGCGCUCCUCCGAGGCCCCGAGCCGCGACGCCUCACCGCUGGGCAAAGGCGGCUACACGGGGCCCGCCGCCUCCGAGAUGCCCAUGUACACGCUGAACCCGCGCGAGCCGGGCAACGCCGGCGGAAAAACCGGCGGCGGCGGCGGCAUGGGCGGCCUGCUCAACUCGGAGAGGGAGUUCCUCCAGAGCAGCACGCUCACGAAAGACUACAGCAAGGACCCCAACCGCAGGACCACGCCCGUCUGA